Molecule: messenger RNA, 1877 nt
Organism: Teleopsis dalmanni
Lineage: Eukaryota; Metazoa; Arthropoda; Insecta; Diptera; Diopsidae
Gene: CCT7
Product: T-complex protein 1 subunit eta
Exons: 6
Coding region: 1-1635 (544 amino acids)
Biological process (GO): protein folding
Cellular component (GO): chaperonin-containing T-complex
Molecular function (GO): ATP binding; ATP hydrolysis activity; ATP-dependent protein folding chaperone
Source: RefSeq, a predicted model, not a curated record
AUGAACCAACCUCAAAUCGUACUACUUAAAGAAGGCACCGAUACGUCACAGGGCAAACCUCAGCUAGUAUCUAACAUAAAUGCCUGUCAAACGAUUGUUGACGCAGUGCGUACCACUUUAGGUCCAAGAGGCAUGGAUAAACUUAUUGUUGAUUCAAGUGGGAAAGCAACAAUUUCAAAUGAUGGUGCUACCAUAAUGAAAUUAUUAGAAAUUGUACAUCCAGCUGCAAAAACCCUUGUUGAUAUAGCGAAAUCACAAGAUGCAGAGGUUGGAGACGGUACUACUUCCGUUGUAUUGCUUGCUGGUGAAAUACUUAAACAAGUGAAACCGUUUGUAGAAGAAGGUGUCCACCCACGUGUAAUAAUCAAGGCUAUUCGUAAAGCAGUUUUAUUGUGUAUUAAUAAAAUUAAUGAGAUGGCUGUGCGCAUAGAAAAGCAAUCUAAAGAGGAGCAACGUUCUCUUUUGGAGAAAUGUGCAGCAACAGCUAUGUCAUCUAAGUUAAUACAUCAACAAAAAGAUUUCUUUUCAAAAAUGGUUGUUGAUGCGGUGCUUUCUUUAGGAGAAUUAUUACCGUUAAAUAUGAUUGGUAUUAAAAAAAUUUCUGGUGGCUCUUUAGAAGAAUCACAGUUGGUAUCAGGUGUGGCAUUUAAGAAAACAUUCACAUACGCCGGUUUUGAAAUGGCUCCAAAAUCUUACAAAAAUUGUAAAAUUGCAUUACUUAACAUUGAGUUGGAACUGAAAGCUGAACGUGAUAACGCCGAAGUACGCGUAGAUAAUGUUAAAGAGUAUCAAAAAGUUGUUGAUGUUGAGUGGCAAAUUUUAUAUAAUAAAUUGGCUAAAAUCCAUGAAUCAGGAGCAAAUGUAGUUCUAUCCAAAUUGCCGAUCGGUGAUGUUGCUACACAAUAUUUUGCUGAUCGUAAUAUGUUCUGUGCUGGACGCGUUCCUGAAGAUGAUCUUAAGCGUACAAUGAAAGCAUGCGGUGGUGCUGUUAUGACCACUGCUAAUGAUAUCAAGCCUAGUGUUUUAGGUCAGUGUGAAUACUUUGAAGAACGUCAAAUUGGAGGUGAACGUUUUAACAUUUUCCAAGGUUGCCCGCAGGCACAAACAUGUACCAUGAUAUUGCGUGGUGGUGCUGAGCAGUUCUUGGAGGAAACUGAGCGUUCUUUGCACGACGCUAUUAUGAUUGUAAGGCGUACAAUUAAGCAUGAUUCCGUUGUUGCUGGUGGUGGCGCUAUCGAAAUGGAACUAUCGAAAAUAUUGCGUGACUACUCGCGCACCAUAGCCGGCAAGGAACAAUUGCUUAUUGCGGCCAUUGCAAAGUCGCUCGAAGUGAUUCCACGUCAAUUGUGCGAUAAUGCUGGCUUUGAUGCCACAAAUAUAUUGAACAAACUCAGGCAAAAGCAUGCUAAAGAUGGGCAAUGGUUUGGCGUUGACAUUACUAAAGAAGAUAUUGUUGACAACUAUGAGAAUUGCGUUUGGGAGCCAUCAAUUAUUAAAAUUAAUGCAUUGACUGCUGCUGCUGAAGCUGCCUGUAUGAUAUUAUCUGUUGAUGAGACCAUUAAAAGCCCUAAGCCUGCUGAUGCUCCUAUGGCUGGCGGUAUGGGUAUGGGCAGAGGCAUGGGUCGUCCCAUGUAAAAAGUUAAUAAAUUCUAUACAAUUAACCACACAUUCAUUUAAAAAACGUAUGCACUUCAAAUUCUAAACAAAGUACAUACACAAAAUACAUAUUUUUUGUUUUGUCAUUUCCGUAUAUUACACAAUACGCUCUACAUUAAGUUUCAUAUAGUUUUGCUAUAAAAUCUAAAAAUUAUAAGCAUUUCCUAACUUUCUUAUUAACGCUUACUCAUUUUCACAGUAAACUUUUGUUAAUAAAAAAC